This is a messenger RNA of Tribolium castaneum (red flour beetle), 1249 nucleotides long. RefSeq lists its product as uncharacterized. Bases 254 to 985 code for a protein of 243 amino acids. NCBI's taxonomy places the organism in Eukaryota, Metazoa, Arthropoda, Insecta, Coleoptera, Tenebrionidae. The transcript has 4 exons. The record is from RefSeq and is a predicted model, not a curated record.
CUUGGACCUGAUAGUCCUUCCAAUCGCAACAUUUAAGUACAGUUAAACAAAAUUAUUGUGACAGGAGUUAACGGCUCAAAAAGUUUAUAUCUAAACUAGAGAGUUUGUGGGAACGCCCUCUACACUGCAGAACCCAUUCACAAUAAAAUCUUGUUUUACAUAAAAAAAAUCCGGCGCAAGGUUAUAAACGCCGGUUACAUCUUGUUGGAGCAACUGUUCAGUUGCUUGUUAGUGGAACCAGCAGAGCCACGUUAUGAAAUUGUUUUGCUUGAUAUUUGGAGUGUGUUUGUUCGGUUUUGGCAAAUGUGCUGAACCACCAACAACAAAAGCGCCAACGCUUCAGCCACCAUCAAGUGUUAAUAAACCUGAUGACAUUCCAGAGGACGUGCGGGUGUUAAGGGAGACAAUAGAAAAGUAUGGCCCUCCACAUGACUACAAUCAGUUGGGAUUUCCAGGCCCUAAAGUACUUCUAGACGACGAAAAACACCUGUUUAAAAAUAAACUAGACUAUGAGGGAGCCGAGAAUUAUACUUUGAGGGUACGGACAAUAACCGAGUAUUUUAGUUACAACGGACAUUUCGAAGAAGUGAGAAUGCCACUAAACUUCACGCAAAACGCCCAGAUAAAAGGGCAAUUUGCAACGCACUUUGAAAGAAAGAGUGGUGGUUUUUAUAUUCGCACAAUUGGUUACAAAGUUGAUGAAAAUGGUUACCGCCAGUUUUUGCUAGAUCUGACCGUUGCCCAAACAACUUUGAAAGAAGUCAGUCAACCUUCAUUAUCGUUUUGUAGCAGUAUUGGUGGUAUCGGUGGUGGCCCUGGAGGUGGUGGUUUUCCAACAUCAGGUACAGUUGGUGGCUAUCCAGGAAGUAGUUCUGUUUUUGGCAGCGCCUUUGGAGGAGGUGCUGGACUAGGAGCGCCAGCAAGCGGAAAAGUUACUAUUUCUUCUACUGUGCUCGCCACGUUGACAGGAGGGAACCUUGGUUAGGGUUGGCAAAUAUUUUUAAGACUGCUUGUGUUUUUAAAUUGAGAUUGUACUACAUAAUUACGUUACAUGUUUCCUAUUUAAAAACACACCGAUUACUAUACGAAAAAUCAUUUUUAAGUUUGUGUUACUUUGUAAUUAGACAUUCACAAUUCAAAAAAUGAUCCAUAUUAAAUUUUCUUUUUGCGUUUUUCUAUAAAUGCCAUUGUCCUGUUUAACAUAAAAUUAAACAAAUAAAUAUUGUGAUAGAUGUCAUAAUAAUAAUUA